Messenger RNA from Triticum urartu, 3023 nucleotides. RefSeq names its product Tetratricopeptide repeat (TPR)-like superfamily protein. NCBI's taxonomy places the organism in Eukaryota, Viridiplantae, Streptophyta, Magnoliopsida, Poales, Poaceae. Gene Ontology annotation, biological process: RNA modification. Gene Ontology annotation, molecular function: protein binding; RNA binding. The record is from RefSeq and is a predicted model, not a curated record.
CGUCGAUGCGUCUGUGGCUGGCCCUCCUCGCCGCUCGACCCGGCACGAGGCACAGCUCACAGUCACAGUCACAGGGGAUGAGGAGAUGAGCGAGAGCUGCUAGGAGGAGCGACACCACCCCAUGGCUCCUCCUCAGUGCGCCGUCUCGUCGCCGCCCGCCCCCACCAAUGCCGCCAAUGCCGCCGGCGGAGGCAAGGGCAGGACGCAGCUGGCGGUGGCGCAGGUGAAGAAGCUCUGCAAGCAGGGGCGGCUCGAGCAGGCGCGGCGGCUGCUGCUGGACGCGCUGCCGCGCCCGCCGCCGACGCUGCUCUGCAACGUGCUCCUCAUCGCCUACGUCGCCGCCGCGCUCCCGGACCACGCGCUCCGCCUCUACGCGCUCCUCAACCACGCCGCGCGCCCCGCGCCCCGCUCCGACCACUACACCUACUCGUGCGCGCUCACCGCCUGCGCCCGCUCCCGCCGCCUGCGCCUCGGGAGGUCCGUACACGCGCACCUCCUCCGCCGCGCUCGCUCGCUCCCGGACACCGCCGUCCUCCGCAACUCGCUGCUCAACCUCUACGCCUCCUGCGCGAGGUACCGCCACGGCGGCGUCGACGUCGUCCGCAGGCUGUUCGACGCAAUGCCCAAGAAGAACGUCGUUUCGUGGAACACCCUCUUUGGCUGGUACGUCAAGACGGGGCGUCCCGAUGAAGCCCUGGAGAUGUUCGUGCGCAUGCUGGAGGACGGCGUUAGGCCCACGCCGGUCAGCUUCGUGAACGUCUUCCCGGCGGCGGGGAGCGGCGAUCCCAGCUGGCCAUUCUUGCUCUAUGGUUUGCUGAUAAAGCAUGGGGUGGAGUAUGUCAAUGAUCUCUUUGUUGUCAGCUCGGCGAUCGGCAUGUUCUCUGAGAUUGGCGAUGUGCAGACAGCUCGGAUGGUGUUUGACCGUGCUGCCAAGAAGAACAUUGAGGUUUGGAACACGAUGAUCACUGGGUACGUGCAGAAUGGGCAGUUUUCUGAAGCCAUGGAUCUCUUUAUCCAGAUACUGGGGUCUAAAGAGGUUCCGUCGGAUGUUGUGACUUUCUUGUCAGCCGUCACAGCGGCGUCGCAGUCACAAGAUGUCAGGUUGGGUCAGCAACUGCAUGGCUACUUGAUGAAAGGAAUGCACAGCACACUGCCUGUGAUACUGGGUAAUGCGCUUGUCGUGAUGUACUCGAGAUGCGGCAAUGUUCAGACUGCAUUUGAACUGUUCGAUCGGUUGCCAGAGAAGGACAUUGUUUCCUGGAACACCAUGAUCACUGCUUUUGUGCAAAAUGAUUUUGACUUGGAGGGCCUGUUGCUCGUUUAUCAGAUGCAGAAAUCAGGUUUCAUUCCUGAUACGGUGACAUUGACUGCAGUGCUGUCUGCAGCAUCAAAUACAGGAGACCUUCAGAUUGGUAAACAGUCGCAUGGGUAUCUCAUCAGACAUGGCAUUGAGGGCGAGGGCUUGGAGAGCUAUCUAAUAGACAUGUACUCCAAGUCUGGCCGCAUAGACAUGGCUCAGAGAGUGUUUGAUGGCUAUGGGAAUAACAGAGAUGAAGUCACUUGGAAUGCCAUGAUAGCAGGGUACACGCAGAGUGGCCAGCCUGAACAGGCAGUCUUAGCAUUCCGGGCGAUGAUCGAGGCAGGUGUGGAACCUACUUCAGUGACACUUGCUUCAGUGCUUCCUGCUUGUGACCCCGUUGGAGGGGGUGUAUGUGCAGGGAAGCAGAUACAUUGUUUUGCUCUGCGCCACUCCUUGGAUACCAAUGUCUUUGUAGGCACAGCUCUUGUUGAUAUGUACUCCAAGUGCGGGGAGAUUUCUGCAGCAGAGAAUGUCUUUGGUGGCAUGACUGACAAGAGCACUGUCACCUACACGACAAUGAUCUCUGGUCUUGGCCAGCACGGUUUCGGCGAGAGAGCACUAUCCCUCUUCUACUUGAUGCGAGACAAGGGGUUAAAGCCUGACGCCGUGACCUUCCUGGCAACCAUUUCAGCAUGUAAUUACUCUGGACUCGUCGAUGAAGGUCUUUCUUUGUACAGGUCAAUGGAAACAUUUGGGCUUUUAGCUACCCCUCAGCACCACUGCUGUAUCGUGGACUUGUUGGCUAAAGCCGGGAGGGUGGAUGAAGCAUACGACUUUGUAGAAAGCCUGGCUGAGGAUGGGAACUUCAUCGCCAUCUGGGGAUCGCUUCUGGCAUCCUGCAAAGCGCAAGGCAAGAUGGAGUUGGCAGCAUGGGCGACUGAGAAGGUGCUCAACAUUGAGAAGCAGUAUGGUCAUGCAGGCUACAAUGUUUUGCUGUCGCAGCUAUUUGCUGCUGAAGGUAACUGGAGUAGCGCUGAUAGUCUGAGAAAGGAGAUGAGAUUGAGGGGGGUGAGGAAAGAGGUGGGUUCUAGUUGGAUCAAAGUCCAGACUGCAGCAUUGCAGGACAGAUCUGUGGAGAGGAACCAAAAGCAAAAUUUCCCCGAAAAUGAGCAUGUGUUCUCGAUGCUGGAUGGGGAUGCUUGCAGUACAGACGCAAUCAUUUAACAGUUUAAGUACUUAUGGCACGGAUAGAUUGCAGAUUUGUUGAUACCUGGAGAUUAGCAGGUGUCGAUUAGCUCAUACUGUCACGGAUCGAACUCCUGCUGCCUGCAGUUGUCAUGAUUUGCCUUCUCCCAGAAUACAACUCCUUUGGAGUCUUUGACUGGAUGAAACAUGAAACCCCAGCCUGCAGGCGAGGCCGCCAUGGUGAAAAGGGGAGCAAGUGUGCCGAGACAACAUCGCAUGCUUCCAUCGGAAAUGAAACAAGUUGAGAUCAAUAUAGGCAUCCAUCAGAGAUGAAACAAGAUGUUGAGAUCGAGACCAUGAACCACUGGGUGAAGAACCAGCUGCAGCGUGGACAGCAUUAAUUCUGAGACCUGACAUGUGAGUACGCCACUGUGAAUGAAGUGUACAUCAAAUUUUUGUUCAUACUUGUUGCUACCGAGACGCUGUAAACAUUCAUGUAAAAUGUCAAUUAAAGAAAAGUAUCACAAGGUUAUACUUA